Molecule: messenger RNA, 1124 nt
Organism: Microstroma glucosiphilum
Lineage: Eukaryota; Fungi; Basidiomycota; Exobasidiomycetes; Microstromatales; Microstromataceae
Exons: 4
Coding region: 229-990 (253 amino acids)
Source: RefSeq, a predicted model, not a curated record
CUUGUUUCUCUCCUUACCGUAAUACCAUUGUUUCACCGAUUCUAACAACGGGAACCCUCCGGAUCGGAAGCAAGACGGAAGCGCAGGUGGAGGAAUCUGAUAGCGGAAUGAGAAGAACCCUCGCAGCCAGAUCGCUCUACCGACCGUGAUCUCUAGUACUUCGUGCUUGGCUAGGGAUGAGAAGGCAGCAUAGGAGUUGGGGUACAAGACGCCAGAGACUUCGAUACUAUGACUGCUGCUGAGACUGCUUCCACCGUCUUGGCAUACUUUGGAGCCGUCUUCUGGUCCAUCCAGCUCCUCCCUCAGAUCUACCUAAACUACUCCCGGCACCACACCAUCGGUCUGCACCAAGCCAUGAUGCUCCUCUGGGCCUUUGCCGGUCUCCCCCUCGCCCUGCACAACAUCCUCUCUCACCAGCCCAUUGCACUACAAGUGCAGGCCGAGAUUCUGACGGCUCUUUCCUUGAUCACGUGGGCACAAGUACGGUACUAUAGUCAUGGCUGGACUGUGAAGAGAUGCCUAGGUUGCCUGCUCGGACUCACCUUUGCGUUCGCAGCGGUCCAGCUGAUCGUCAUCCUCGGCUUCAGAAAGGGGGCUCCUUCUGGGGAAGCGCCAGAGGCCUUCAUUAAGGCCAUGGCUGUGCUCUCUGCUGUCAGCCUAUCUGCUGGAGUAUUGCGACACUACUGGGACAUCUGGACCGAGGAUACUGUGAGGGGUAUCAGCUGGGGGUUCGUCUUCCUAGACGCAAUGGGGGACCUCACCAGCCUCUUAUCCAUUGUGCUGCUCUCCUCCCCGUUGGACAUCUACGCUACUGCGAUCUACGGCUCAGAGCUCUUCCUCUGGACACUCAUGACCAUCAUCGGCGUCGUCUACACUGUCCGGGAUCGCAACAAAGUUCCUCACGCAACGAAUGGUUUCUACAAGUGCAGUACUUUGGAGAGGGCCAACGGGGAACGUCUUCUCCAGGGUCAUCCGUCGCUCCGGGCGUGACCCACCUACGAUGAGAUCGACUUUUGCAUUGCGAUCUAGAAGCCGACGGCAGCUCGAAGGUCAGCGCGAUAGCUAGCGAGCAAGCAGUGACUAUCCUUCUCAAUGAAAUUAGUUUAGCGGCACAGUAUGACUAA